AUGCAGUCGAUGACAGAACUAACGAGAUCUGUUUCUUAUUAGCAUUUUUUAUUGAGCUCGAUGUUUGACUAUGUAGCACGACUUUAAAGUGUUCGGUCUGCGAUGUAAAGGCUCUGCUUUCACAGGGGCUGGUGACAGGGUCUUAAACAAAGAAUUAUUUAUUUUUAUAUAUGAAAGUCUUAAGAGCUCCUUCUUGCUUAGAAGGCACCAAAACUGUUUAUCCCGGCUGAAUAUACAGUCGUUAAUCCAGACUGAACCUACCCAUUUGUGGUCUGUUAUUAUUAUGCAAACGCCUAGCGCAAGGUGCCGCAUUUCGCAUCAUAACUUUAGAUGUUGCUUAGUGUCGUGACGUCAUCUCUAGUAAUUGAUGAAAUGCGUUUUCACUUUAGGCGAUUCCUAAAUACCUAUUUAAGCGACAGAUUUGGACAACUCCUAACUUUAGUGAAUACAGAAUAUGUUUCAUAUCAAUAUAACGCAAUGUGUUAUGUUUCAGGUCUUUUGGACACCCUGGAUACGCAGGUGGACGCGAAGAACUGUCCUGGCGUGUGCAUGCACGCGCUUGCCUCCCUGAUCUGCUCGAAUGUUCUCGAAGAGGUGGAGUGCCCAAAGCCAUCCAUGAAGUGUUGUUUCGACGAGCCAUUGGGGAAUGACACUGUGAUAACGACCCGUCGGCCAUUCACUACGCGGUAUACCACCACAGAGGCUGAUGAUGAGGACGAGGAUACCACCACGGUGGCGCCGCACGACGCGUACAAAGACAGUGGUAAUAUCGCAUGUCCUGGAGUAUGUGUAGAGACAAGUCUCACGCAGUAUUGUAUCUCGUACCUGACCUCCAAGAACCUAUGCGUGGAGGGGCGGCUAUGCUGCGUCUCCAAGGACGGGUAUGGUGACAAGCCCCCCGCUGAUCUGGUCGUGCCCAAUGAGAAGAAGCAUUCCACCAAGAGGCCUACUACUGCGGUAAGAAUAUAUUUAGUAAUUAUAUCGAAAAGUAUGUAGAACAAAGUCCCUGUUUUAUUUUGUCUCGGAACCCUAAAAGACGAUUUUUUAAGCGGAACCAAUGAUAACUAAAGAAAUUACCUUUUGAAUAUGUUUUAUGCGAUACUUGAAAAUAAGACACAAAUUGUAUAUUAUAAAAUAAUAUUGUAAGCAUUACAAAGUCGUAAAAUCACUUUACGAGUCUAUUCUACUAAUGUUUCAAUUAACUUUCGGACUGAACGUCAAGUUCCUGUGACUACCUUUCGAGAAUCUUUGAUGCACUACUAUCUACGUUGCGAAUUUUAAAACCGGCGAGUAUGUAUGAAAAUAGUAAUGAAAGUGGAUGUGGUGAGAGAUGUAUGUAAGGACCGUACAUUGUGGCGAUAUAUCCCCUGUGUUUAAAAUUCCAUCAGUCCCAGGUACCACGAGAUGAGACUCGAGCACGCGACUUUUCGCCAUCCGGGUGACUACUCUAACCAUUGAGCUACCCGAGUGCCAACAAUACUGAUAGAUUUAUAACUGUGAUCAGUUGACGACGGUCCCUCCGCGUCCUCGGCCCGGCCGCAAGUGUCAGGGGGACUGCAUAAGCGGUCUGUUUGCGCUGCUGUGCGAUCACGUGGACGAAGACGCCGUGUGCCCCGCCGACGGCACUUGCUGCAUCACCGACAACAAGCCGGAGACCACCACCACUCCCAGACCUACCACGCCGGUAACGCGGAAAUGACGGACGUUUUCAAGUGUAAGAAGUCUGGCACGCAAUGUUGCGCGCCCAAGUCCCGCGUGCAGGAGGCACUCGGGUCGCGGGACCGCAACGAUACAUUCCCGCUCCCCACCACGCCCGCCUACCCACACGCCGUGCCCGCCAACCCCACCACCACGCCCAUGCCGAUUUAUGAGCCCAAUUACGGAUCUACAUUGAAAAUUCCGGAAAAGUACAACAAAUAUGUCUGCGGCGUGAAAGGUACGUCGGGCGGGUCCGGGUCGGCGAGCACGUCUCGGGCGCUAGGGCGUGCGGGGCGCGUGAUGGGCGGGGAGGACGGGGAGCGCGGGGAAUGGUGCUGGCAGGUGGCGCUCAUCAACUCCCUCAACCAGUACCUGUGCGGGGCCGCGCUGAUCGGCACGCAGUGGGUGCUCACCGCAGCACACUGCGUUACCAACAUCGUCCGUUCCGGUGAGCCAAUAUUUGUUCGUGUGGGUGAUCACGACCUGACCAGGAAGUACGGCUCGCCUGGCGCACAAACUCUGCGCGUCGCUACCACCUACAUACACCACAACCACAACAGCCAGACCCUCGACAACGAUAUAGCGCUUCUCAAACUGCUGGGCAAAGCGGAGCUCAAGGAAGGUUGGUUUCACAAUUUUUUUUUUGUUUUAUCCCUUGACAUAUUUAUGAGCUGUCGUACACGCAAACGAAUACCAUAACUUUAAACUUUGGUCAAUUUCGUUAGGUGUUGAAAGUCAAUGGUUAAAUUCAUUUUUACCUUCGGCGAUUCUUAAAUAUUUAAGCGACAGAUUUAGGCGACUCCUAAGUUUAGGGAAAACGGGUAUAAAUUCUUUCUUUUACACUACACAAAUUACCUAUUCCUUUUGAUUUCAUCCAUAAGGUAG
This is a messenger RNA of Diatraea saccharalis (sugarcane borer), 2583 nucleotides long. NCBI's taxonomy places the organism in Eukaryota, Metazoa, Arthropoda, Insecta, Lepidoptera, Crambidae. The record is from the annotation of a GenBank genome assembly.